CUUUACCACAGGUGAUCAGGUAUCAGGCUGCUCUCAUGACUUGUCAUUUCUUAACACGUUUCAUUGUCCUCAUCUACACCCUUCAGAGAGGUUGAUCAAUGGCUAAGUUACCACUACUUUUCAUCGUCUUUGUGGCUUUUACAGGUCUAACUGAGGGUGUUGGUGUGUUGCCAGAUGGUCCUCUGAAUGCAGCUGUUGACGGGACGUUCCUGUUCUCUACAUCACUGACUCCAACAGAAACACCAUUUGCAGCUGUGAGCUGGCAUCUUGGUGUAAAAAAUAUAAUAACCUCACAUGCUGGCUCAAACACAACUUCACCAGAGUAUGAAGACAGGAUAACCCUAUUCCUAUCUACUGGAUCUCUGGAGCUCAGGAACCUGACUGAUGCUGACAGUGGAGAGUACAACGUUAACAUUGUACCAUUUACUGGAGACGCUUUAUCAGGACGCACCACACUGAACAUAUAUGAGCCAGUCUUCAAUGUAUCAGUACUUCCCAAAAGUGCAGACGUGGUUGAAUUCACUUCUGUUAGUCUGUCCUGCUCCUCCUUUGGAUCCUCCAUUUCUUUCCUCUGGCUGAACGACACCUCUGAGGUUACAGCCAGUGACAGAGUUCAUCUCAUUGAUGGAGGCUCCACUUUGACAAUAGUCAACGUGACUCGCUAUGACCAGCAACCAUUCAGGUGUCAUGUGUUAAAUCCUGUCAGUAAUGGCACCAGUGAUCCUGUAAACAUCAUGGUCAGCUUUCAGCUUCCUGUGCCUACUGCCUCAGUUAACUCAUUUUGUGCUCCCUUUACCAGCCUGGACUUCCACCUUCUCAAAUCUCUCUCUGUCAACCCCUCUCAAGCCUCAGCUAUCCGUUGCCACUCCGGAUCCUUCCCUGUUCCAAACAAUUCACGGUCCACCUGGUUCUGGUCGCCACAGACCACUUCACGCCGUCUCCUGCUCCAGCCCACGCCACACCACUGUCCACCUCUGCACCUGCUGACGACUUCCCCCAGUUCUCCACUCGGUUUCCUGUCAGUUAAGUUCCCCAAUCAUGAGCCAGGCUGGUUGUCUUUAGAGUAUUGUUGA
This is a messenger RNA of Acanthochromis polyacanthus (spiny chromis), 1073 nucleotides long. Its product is annotated as hepatocyte cell adhesion molecule-like. The transcript has 4 exons. The record is from RefSeq and is a predicted model, not a curated record. Lineage: Eukaryota; Metazoa; Chordata; Actinopteri; Pomacentridae. Bases 99 to 1073 code for a protein of 324 amino acids.